Messenger RNA from Ciona intestinalis (vase tunicate), 1678 nucleotides. The record is from RefSeq and is a predicted model, not a curated record. Lineage: Eukaryota; Metazoa; Chordata; Ascidiacea; Phlebobranchia; Cionidae.
AUGUAUGUUACUUCGUGGGCAAUUCAUAUAAUGAACCAACAGACAACUUUGAGAAUGGCCAGAAUGAACAGAGUAACACUGACAGAUGAAGACUGGACUGCAGCAACGGUUGAUGACGACAAACCUCAGGAAAAUAAACCAUCAAAAACUUACUCUGCGAUAGACCUGUUCAGGAUACCAGCCAUUCGAUUCGUUACUGUUAAAAUUACAUACAUUUGGUUUACAAAUUCGUUUGUGUUUUACGGAUUAACCUUGAAUACUGGAGCUUUGGCGGGAGACAUAUUUCUCAAUAAUUUAUUCGUGGGCAUAGUUUCGCUGCUUUCGUACCUUGUAUGUGCUUUAGUGAUGAACAGAUUAGGACGCCGUGCAAUAAUGAGCGGUAUGUUGAUAUUUGGGGGGUUCGGUCUCCUAUUUAGCGUUGUGGGUGGUCAGUUUAAAGAUGACAACGGAGUUAUGGAAAAGGUGUGCCUUGCGUUGGCGUUUGCAGGACGUUUCGGUAUAACUGGCACCUAUGGUGUAAUGUACCCAUUUUCAGCUGAGCUGUACCCCACAGUACUAAGAGGUAACGGGAUGGGCAUGGGAGCGAUCAGUUCUCGAAUGGGUGCGAUACUUGCACCGUUUGUUAUCAGCUUACAAGAUUACCACAAAUGGAUUCCAAAUACGAUCUUCGGUUGUUUAGGUGUAAUGGCUGGCCUUGUAUGUCUUACCUUUCCUGAAACGAACGGCCGCAACAUGAUGGAAACUAUUGAAGAAGCUGAAGAUUUCUUCGGGAAAAAGAAAAACGCCAGUAAAGAGGAUACAGCAAGUAUAAAGUCAAACUUAAUGGCGGAAACAUGCCUCGAAAACGAAUCAAAAAGUGCUGACUGCUGACACUUCAAUUACGUUGUUGGCGAAAAAGCAUCAGAAACCCAUUUACGUAUAACUCUGGCCUGAAUUCCAGGUCCUUUGGCAAGCCUUACUAUAGAACCUCACCCAUAUAGAAUAUCAGUAUUGAAUUAGAUCUAUAUUACUGUGUUUUUUUAAUCCCACGUCCUUAAUCGUAGAUUUAAUAUUAAAUAGAUUGAUUACGUUAGACAACUAUAUAGUUUUGUGAAUAUAACUAAAGGCAUUCCUAUGCCCACCUGCUCUAGUGUAUAACACCAUUAAAUAUAUUGUAGCCUCUACUUUACUGUGAUGCUUAUGAUCUUACGUGCGAAUAGUAAUAAAACUGCUACUGUUAUUUUAAUAACGAUUUCUUCAAAUAUAAAACUUUAUCUUUCUGACCGUUUUCCAAUCUAAACUUCUCCAAAUGAAGUUUAGUCAUUGUUAUUCUUUGUUGUUUCCAUUUUUACAAUUUAUUUGUAAUUGAAUGGGGACUUCGUUAAGUUCAUUUUAGACUUCUUCUCUGCAUUUACAUUUCUAGAAAUAUUGUUUUUCUAGCUUGUGUUAUAAAGCACGUAUUUAUGCAUUUAGGUUAUGGUGUAACUGUCAUAUGUUUAGGGACAAAGACCUGAAUACGUGUCUUAUAAGUUUCAUAAUUUUACUGUGCGCAAAAAGUGCACUUUUCUGUUUUUUCCAGAAGCGUGUUAUAACGCCUGUCGAUUCACCGUUACUUCCGGUAUUUUCAUGUUAUACUACUCCGCCAUUCGUAGUUUUUUAUCGAGGCAAAAUAAAGUUAUUCAUUCAUUCAUAACGAAAU